Messenger RNA from Cylindrotheca closterium, 849 nucleotides. Lineage: Eukaryota; Bacillariophyta; Bacillariophyceae; Bacillariales; Bacillariaceae. The record is from the annotation of a GenBank genome assembly.
AUGGAAAAUGUUGUUAGCGGGAAGAAAACUAUAUGGUGUAACAUUGGUGCCAACCAGUUUCAUUUGCCUGAAGGCAAGCCUGAAGCCCAGGUGCUUGACGGUGUCAUCACGUUGGCAUAUCCGGACUUGUCAAAGCUCAGGGAGCGACUACAAGCUGCAAAAUCAAGUCUUGACGGAAGUAAAUUCGGAGUGAAGAGUGCAAGUGACGGUGGUGUUCUUGUCAUGGAUCCAUGGGGCAGUGUCUUCAAUCUGCUGCGUGGUGACGCAUCCGUAGAUCAGGAUUCCCGUGGAAAACAACCAGGAGAAAGAUCAGAAGGUUUGGCCAUGAGAGAUCUGAAGAUUCAUGUACCAGAAAAUUCAAAUUUAGGAGGAAUCGGAAGAUUUUACGAACGAGUUCUUGGAGCUACUGUCAAGGAUGCAAGCGAACACUCUGUCACGAUUCAGGUCGGUCCUUCCCAAACCCUGACGUUUCAAGAGAACAGUCAAACCACAAUUGAUAGCCAUGUCGAUCUUCGAAAUGAGGCAGCCGAUGACUCAGAAGGGCAUCCAAUAUACCUGAGCAAUUAUGGGCCUCAUAUCUCCAUGUACGUCAAGGACCUCCCGUCGUCAUACAAACGGGCCGAUGCCUUGAAUUUGGCAUAUGUCAACCCCAGGUUCAAGCGCCGGGCAUACACCUUGGAGGAAGCCGUUGAUGAUUGCAUGUUUCGAUGCAUAGAUAUUGUCGACCCUGAUCAUGUUGAACAUGGGCCUAUCAUUAAACUCGAGCACGAGAUCAGAAGUGUUGUCAAAAGAGAUGGAAGCAAGUACAAGUCGUGUCCGUUUGAUGAAAUACCUGCUGGCUGUAUAUAA